AUGAAGCCGAGCCACGUUCUUGUCUGGAGCGCUCAGCUCCUGGCCGCAGCGGCCCAGAACAACGCCACAAAUGAGACCACAUUGCCCCUCAGCACCGACAGCGAGUUCUCUUACAUAUUAAGUGUGGUUCUUGCGCUGUCCAAUAACUUGGGCUCAAACACCGGCGAAGUCCUUCGUGCUGCCUCGCAAAUCACGCCCGGUGAUUUUGAAAGCUGGUACAGCCAGUUCAGCUACCUCGCAGGCCAGAUCGAGGCCCAAGGCGACAGUACCACAUCUCCAAUCGGUCAACUGGAGUCUUACUUUCAUGCAGCAUCCUACUACCGGACUUCAGGCUUUUUCCUCGUUCACAACAGCUCUGAUCCUCGACUGUACAGUCUUUGGGACAGCCAACUGAAGGACUUCGCCCAGGCUAUCGAGCUACUCGCCUUUCCCGGCGAAAAACUCACCAUCCAGGCCCCAGGCUUCACCAUUCCAGCCUACUUCUACCCAGCCGAGACAUACUGCUCCCCAUCAAAGAAGGCGAAACGCGCCUGCGUUGACUCAACCAAGCGCCCAACCAUCGUUGCCGUGAGCGGCUACGACGGCAGCCAAGAGGACCUAUACCAUGGGAUAGGACGCCAGGCCACCUCUCGAGGAUACAACUUUAUCUCCUACGAGGGCCCAGGGCAGCCCACCGUGCGCCGCGAGCAAGGCCUCGGCUUCAUCCCGAACUGGUGGGACGUAGUAACCCCGGUGGUCGACUACCUCGAAACGCGUGAUGACGUCGACAUGGACAAGCUGAUCCUGCACGGCCAGUCCUUCGGCGCGAUCCUCGUCGUGCGCGCCGCGGCCGUGGAACGGCGCUUCGCGGGCGUGACGGUGGUGGACGGGCUAUACAACCUACAGCAGGUCCUCAAGGAUCUCUUCCCCGCGCAGCUGAUCCAGCUGUACGAGGCCGGCAACGAGACCGCCUUCAACGCGUACACCCUGGCCAUCUACAACAGCGGCCUGGCGCCCACCAGCUUCAAGUGGGUCGUCGACCAGGGCCUCUGGGCUUUCAAGACGAACUCGUAUUACAACUGGUUUGACCAGCUGGGCAACUACACUAUCGAUGGGUUCGCGCAGAAUCUGACGGUUCCCGUCUUUGUGGGUGGUGCCGACCACGAUACGGUCGGUCUGGAACAGGCGCCUACUGCUGCGCAAAUGAUUGGUUCUGAGGCGACGUUCCAUCUGUUCCAGUCCAACACUGGCGCAGGUGAACAUUGCCAGAUCGGCGCAGAGAGCCAACUUGGGCUGACGAUGUAUGACUGGGUUGCGAAAGUAGUCGGCUAA
This is a messenger RNA of Diaporthe amygdali, 1311 nucleotides long. Its product is annotated as dihydropseudooxynicotine hydrolase. The record is from RefSeq and is a predicted model, not a curated record. Bases 1 to 1311 code for a protein of 436 amino acids. NCBI's taxonomy places the organism in Eukaryota, Fungi, Ascomycota, Sordariomycetes, Diaporthales, Diaporthaceae. The transcript has 2 exons.